GAGGCGAAGCGCGAAGCGGGGGGACGAGGUCGUCACGCCGCCGGCGGCGGCGCGGCUAAGGUGCCAGAAGGCGGCAGAAGAGGUUGGCCUUAUAGAGGGUUUAUAGUUUGCGUAGGAUAGACGAUGAGCGUCGAGGUCGACACGCUGGAACUCGAGGUCUUCGAGGUAAAGGACUGCGACGACGAGACCGAAUUAGCGGAUGCGGCGACACGUCGUGGUACCGCGAGGACGACGUCCAGGAGCAGCGAGGCUGGUGGCCGCAGGUGUUCGACGCAGGAGGCCGAGGAGGACGACGACGGCGUUGGUAGCAGCAGUCGCAGGAAGCGGAAGAAGCGGCGGAAAGCGCAGCGGGGCAAGCAGUUGCAGCUGCAGCAGCCGCAGCUGGAGGUGACGACAGGCGGCGUUCAGCAGCGAUCGCACACGGUGCUCACCCUCGCCUCGUCCUCCGACGAGGUGGAAGCGGUGGGCGAGUGCUCCAAGAGGGACUCGUCCAGCAGCCUGGGCGGCGGCAGCCGGCACAACACCCUGCGUGAGUCCCUGCUGACGGUGCUGGGCAAGCUGGUGAUCUGGAAGGGCACCAGAUACCGCUCCGCCACCGCCGCCUCGUCGUCCUCGCUGGGGCCGCCGAAUUCACCACCCGCCACUGAGUGCAUCGGUCGUAGCACGUCCUUCUUUUCCAGCGAAACAGAGAGGCGGAUUCGCGCCAACAACCGCGAGUACAACUCACAAUUUAAUUAUGCGAAUAAUUACAUCAAGACGUCCAAGUAUUCGGUUCUGACGUUCCUACCAUUGAAUUUGUUCGAACAAUUUCAGCGGCUCGCUAACUUUUACUUCCUAUGCCUGUUGGUGCUUCAGAUGAUCCCCGCCAUAUCCUCCUUAACCCCCAUCACCACAGCUAUACCGCUCAUAGGGGUACUCACACUCACUGCCGUCAAAGAUGCCUACGAUGACUUUCAACGGCAUAGCAGCGAUUCUCAAGUGAACAAUAGGAAAUCCCGAACGCUGCGCGGUACUAAUCUUCGUGAGGAGAAAUGGUCACAGGUUCAAGUGGGCGAUGUAAUCAGAAUGGAGAACGAUCAGUUUGUCGCGGCAGACGUUUUGCUUCUGACAACGAGCGAGCCGAACGGUCUCUGUUACAUCGAAACUGCGGAACUGGACGGGGAGACGAAUCUGAAGUGUCGUCAGUGCCUGCCCGAAACUGCCGAGAUGAUGGAUAAUCACGAAUUAGUCGGCCAAUUCGAUGGAGAGAUCGUUUGCGAAACCCCUAAUAAUUUGUUGAAUAAAUUCGAUGGAACGCUCACGUGGAAAGGACGGAAGUACGCGUUGGAUAACGACAAGAUUAUUUUACGUGGCUGUGUGCUCCGAAACACGCAGUGGUGCUAUGGCAUGGUGAUCUUUGCGGGCAAGGAUACCAAACUGAUGCAAAACUCAGGGAAGACCAAAUUUAAGAGAACCUCUAUAGAUAGGCUGCUGAAUCUCCUCAUCAUCGGGAUAGUGUUUUUUUUACUUUCCUUGUGUCUAUUCUGCAUGGUCGGCUGUGGUAUUUGGGAGAGCCUGGUGGGUCGUUAUUUCCAAGUGUACCUACCGUGGGACUCGUUAGUGCCGAGCGAGCCUAUAACCGGUGCCACAGUGAUCGCCCUGCUCGUGUUCUUUUCGUACUCUAUCGUGCUGAACACAGUGGUGCCAAUCAGUUUGUACGUGAGUGUUGAAGUUAUUCGGUUUGUUCAGUCGUUUUUGAUAAAUUGGGAUGAGGAAAUGUACUACGCGCCCACGAAAACGCACGCUAAAGCUAGGACUACCACGUUAAACGAGGAGCUGGGCCAAAUAGAAUACAUAUUCUCCGACAAAACCGGAACAUUGACGCAGAAUAUAAUGACUUUCAACAAGUGUUCUGUGGCGGGCAAAUGUUACGGCGACGUCAUUGACGAAGUCACCGGCGAGAUCAUCGAUUUGAGCGAGACGGACAGAGCUGUUCCAACGCCAACGAUGCGAUGGCAGAGCGGACAGGAAUUCGUACGUCCAGUUUAUACACCAUUAAGUGGUCCGAAUGUACGUCUUCUGGAACAAGCAGACAGGGUAUCCAAUACAUCACCGGAACCCGGCAUCAACGGCAGCCCAAAGACACACAAAUCUUCAACAAUGCCACCUCUGGAUUUCUCGUUCAACAAGGACUACGAGCCGGAUUUUAAAUUCUACGAUCCUGCACUGCUCGAAGCCGUGAAACGGGAGAAUCAGGACGUUCACAGUUUUUUCAGACUGUUAGCACUUUGUCACACUGUUAUGCCGGAAGAAAAAAGCGGCAGGAUUGAAUACCAAGCGCAAUCGCCCGACGAGGCUGCCCUAGUAUCUGCCGCUAGAAACUUUGGUUUCGUCUUCAAGGAGAGAUCGCCCAACAGCAUAACGAUCGAAGUGAUGGGGAAAAAGGAAAUAUACGAACUGCUCUGUAUUCUGGACUUUAAUAAUGUACGCAAGAGAAUGUCCGUAAUUUUGAGAAAAGACGGACACCUCCGAUUGUACUGUAAAGGGGCAGAUAAUGUUAUUUACGAGCGACUGAAAAAGGACAGCGAAGAGAUAAUGGCGAAAACGUUGGAUCACCUAAAUAAGUUCGCAGGUGAAGGCUUAAGAACAUUGUGCCUUUCCGUGAGGGACUUGGACGAAAGUUUUUUCAAUAAUUGGAAGCAACGUCAUCAGGAGGCAGCGUUGAGCCAAGAAAACAGAGACGACAAGCUGGACGCGAUUUACGAGGAGAUAGAAAAAGAUAUGUCAUUAUUGGGUGCUACUGCCAUCGAAGAUAAAUUGCAAGACGGUGUACCGCAGACUAUCGCCAACCUGAGUCUCGCUGGCAUCAAACUUUGGGUGUUGACGGGCGACAAACAGGAGACAGCUAUCAACAUCGGAUACUCGUGUCAGUUACUGACGGACGAUCUCACGGAUGUCUUCGUGGUGGACGGCACCACGUACGACGGUGUGGAGACGCAGUUGGUGCGAUAUUUAGAUACCAUUAAGAACGCGUCGACCCAACAGCACCGACCGACUCUCUCCAUCGUCACAUUCAGGUGGGACAAGGAAAGCAGCGAUACAGAAUAUAAUCCAAGUAGAGACGAACAGGAUGAGCACGAAAUGGAGCAUUCUACGGGAUUCGCUGUGGUUAUCAACGGGCAUUCUUUGGUUCACGCGUUGCAUCCGCAAUUGGAACAGCUUUUUUUAGAAGUGUCCAGUUCAUGUAAAGCUGUAAUAUGUUGUCGGGUGACGCCGCUGCAGAAGGCAAUGGUCGUCGAGCUGAUUAAAAAGAAUAGAUCCGCGGUGACUCUGGCGAUUGGUGACGGUGCUAACGAUGUCUCGAUGAUAAAAACAGCUCACAUCGGCGUUGGUAUCAGCGGACAGGAAGGAUUGCAGGCCGUGUUAGCCUCCGAUUACUCGAUAGGGCAGUUUAGGUUUUUGGAAAGGCUACUUCUGGUUCACGGCAGAUGGUCUUAUUAUAGAAUGAGUAAAUUUCUUAGGUAUUUUUUUUACAAGAACUUUGCAUUCACUCUCUGCCACAUCUGGUUUGCCUUCUUUUGCGGAUUCAGCGCACAGACUGUGUUUGAUCCCAUGUACAUUUCCGUCUACAAUCUGUUUUAUACUUCGUUACCGGUUUUGGCGGUUGGCAUUUUUGAUCAGGACGUUAACGACAAGAAUAGUUUAAUGUAUCCGAAAUUAUACGCACCAGGACUGCAGAAUUUGCUCUUCAACAAAAAGGAAUUUUGUUGGAGCGCCCUACAUGGGUUUUAUGCUAGUUGUGUAUUAUUUUUAGUACCUUAUGGGACAUACAAGGACGGAGUGUCACCAAAGGGUUACGUACUUUCUGAUCACAUGCUGCUGGGCAGUGUAGUAGCCACUAUAUUAGUUAUAGUCGUGACUGUUCAAAUAGCCCUUGACACAUCGUACUGGACAGUUUUUAACCAUAUUAUGGUGUGGGGCUCGCUCAUCUGGUAUUUUAUUUUAGAUUACUUCUACAACUUCGUUGUAGGUGGGAGUUACGUCGGUAGCCUUACUAUGGCCAUGUCCGAAGCGACUUUUUGGUUCACAACAGUGAUAUCCUGUAUAAUCCUCGUGAUACCAGUAUUGUCGUGGCGAUUCUUCUUUAUGGAUGUCAGGCCAACACUGUCCGAUAGAGUCAGAUUGAAGCAGAGGCUGGCCCAACUCCGUUCCCGUCAAAGCCAGGACAUACUACGUACACCGUCUACGAGACGUACACGGCGAUCUCUACGCUCGGGCUAUGCCUUCGCUCACCAAGAGGGCUUCGGCAGGCUGAUUACGUCCGGGAAAAUUAUGCGCAAAUUGCCAAAUGGUGCUGAUUUUAAGUUUUCUAUGCCGUUUACAAACAACGUCACGAAGCAGGUUAACGUUGCUUCAACGUCACCAAAGGACAACAGUGCAUCUAGAAAUUCGCACACACUGGACACGAUUAAUUUAUAAUAGCUCGGAUGUUAGUCGACUCAAUGGACACUGAAGUGCAGGUGAUUCUAGUGAAUUUUUCUUGAUUUACUUAGUUACGGAUGUUAGGUGUCAAAAUUCAACGCGUCGAAUUGAUCGACUCCGGUGUAUCCCAUUGAAAUAUCGCGUUCUCAAUAUUUCUGUUGCGUUAAUUGCGAGGCGCGAGUGAUAUUGUAUGCAGUAUUCGAGAGGAUCUCGUGGAGAGUCGAUGUCUGUGAUUACAUUACAUUUAAUUUAAACAUUUAUUUAUAUUCGAAGAAAAUUUCGAACAAUUAGAAGCUCUAUUACAAUCUACACAAUGGAUACCCACGAACAACGAUAAUAACAAUAUUAAACUAUUAUAAAUACAACUUUGUUAAUGCAUAUGUCUUUUUAACGCAAUGAAUUCCAGUGGGAUACAUUGAGUAACACUACAGUAGAAGUGGCAUAUGCUAUUUACGUCUAUACAACACUGUUAAGCAUUUACGGAUCUGUUAUAAUUAUAUGAUUUAAAUGUUAUUUACUUAUUCAAUACUUUUUUUAAUUUUUGCACUUAGGCCACAAGUAAGUGCACAUAAUAUGCAUUGAUUUAAUAUGUUAGACAAUGAUUAUAUGUACGUAAAUAGUAUGUUUUACAAUAAUUAUAUGCUGUAUGGAAAAAUAGCUUAUGCUACAAUGUAGAUUACGUUUUUAAUCGUUAUUAUAAAAUUAUGUGAGAACAAUCCUGAAUGUCAGAGCAUGUUGCGGACAAUCUUAAUAUUUUGUUCAACAAAGGUCUCGAAAAGUGAUAAUUAUAUAUUUUCUUUUCAUUCAUCAAUGUGAAGUAAUAUUGAAGACAAGUAUUAAUACAAAAAUGUAAUUUUUUUAAAAAUACAUAAUUUAUAUUAAUAUUAAUUGAAAAUUAUAAAUUUAUUAUAAAAUUAAUUUCAUAGGUUUUUAAUAAUUGAAUAAACAAACUUUAUUUUGAUUACUUAUUUGCAUGCGUAUAAAUUAUGAGUAAAAUAUUAAUUUUUAAAACAAUACUAUUUUGCAUAAUUCAUACAAAUCGUUUCUUUCAUUGAAAAUUCUAAAUAAUAAAAAUAUAUAUUCUCAGCAUUUAGUAUUAUUUGUAAUUUUGUGGAUAAUUCUCAGUCCAUUUUAUUGAAAAUUACGACACAAACUAAUGCAAUAACAUCGGAAAGAAUAAUUUGCAUUGUUACGCACUCCCUGUGUAUAUAAUAGAAGUAUUGCAUAGAGGCGUCAAAAUCUUGUAAUUAUCCUACCUUGUACUAUAUAUUAUCCUAGUAUGAGUAUGAUUACUGUAAAAAUAAAAAAAAAACAUGUUUGCACGAUAUACUAUAAUAAUAAGGAUAAUAGUUACAUUGAUCAUUGCCUUUAUAAAACAUGAAUACAACAAACGAUUUAAAAUAUUGUACCAUAGCAUUGAUUGUAAAUAUUUUAAAGAGAUAUAUAUUAUAUUAAAUGUUAAGUAUAUACAUUUUUUAAAAGAAAGUAAUAUAUAUAGAUAGAUCGAUUUAAAAAAAUACGAAAAUAGUAGCUAUAUUGUAUUACACUAUCGCGGAUAAAGUUUGCCUUGUGGACUGACUACUGAAUACAUAUAAUAUUAUUAAAGUGAAAAAAAAAACAGUAGCAACAAUGGAGUAUGUAUUUCUACUUUUAAUAUUACAAUGAAAUUUACGGAGGAAUAGUGUGUACGAAAAAAAAGUAUGUUCCGCAAUCAAAUUAUUCAUUUUCAACGGAGAACGUGGAUUUUCAGUUGCUUUCAAACAUGGUGCCUAAUCGUCAAACUACACGGUGUCACAAAGCUCCCAUUUCGUUAGUUUACAUUUAUAUAAUGUACACUUCGUUUUUCUAUGUGAAUAGCAGUAAGUGGAUUAUUUUAAAUUUUUAUUAGUUCCAGGCGCAAGCAUUCAGUAGUUUGUAUAACAGAGUUGUCUCUUUUGUAUCAUACUAUAUAUACUCGUCCGAGUUUUGCAAUACAAAAAUGAAAUUCUUUCAAACUAA
Molecule: messenger RNA, 6459 nt
Organism: Linepithema humile (Argentine ant)
Lineage: Eukaryota; Metazoa; Arthropoda; Insecta; Hymenoptera; Formicidae
Gene: ATP8B
Product: ATPase phospholipid transporting 8B
Biological process (GO): phospholipid translocation; Golgi organization
Cellular component (GO): plasma membrane; trans-Golgi network
Molecular function (GO): ATP binding; ATP hydrolysis activity; magnesium ion binding
Source: RefSeq, a predicted model, not a curated record